Messenger RNA from Cuscuta campestris, 1059 nucleotides. The record is from the annotation of a GenBank genome assembly. NCBI's taxonomy places the organism in Eukaryota, Viridiplantae, Streptophyta, Magnoliopsida, Solanales, Convolvulaceae.
ACUAACUAGGCCGCAUUAAAUACUGAAUUACCCGUUAAAAUAUCCCUUCCAAAGAAUUUAACCGUUCAAAUUCCUUUCUCGAUCUACCAGAAUGCCAAACGAAAUCUCGAAAUGCUCAAGUUCUUAAAUUUCAGUGUUUUUGACUUUGAUUCACUAAUUUUUUCUACACUAGCAUUAAUUAAAUUAAAAAAAAAUCUUAUCCGUCUACCGUCUCUAUUUAAAAAGCUCAAUCCGCCAUUAAUUAGAGCUCAAGAAGGAAAAUGGGCGACAAACUGAAGCAAAAACUCCCCGUUUCCGACGAUUCCGGCAGCGAUGAAGAGGGAGACGAUGUUGAAGAUCUUCUUCCACUGGAAAAAUUGAAUUUGGGUCCUCAGAAGAAGCUCCUCGUGCUCUGUCUCGGCGAUCUACUGGUGCGCCGGGUGCACGUUAGAGAUAGGCGCACCGUUCGUGGCUUCGAACCUGACGUCACCCAUGGAAAAUUUCUAGUGUUCAAGAGGCCUUUAUGUACAGAGUUCAUGAAGUUCUGCUUUGAUCGAUUUGUGGUCGGGUUAUGGUCGUCUGCCAGAGACCAUAAUAUUGAUGCUGUUUUGAGCUGUAUCACUGGUCAUGGAAAUAGGCACAAGUUGGCAUUUGUUUGGGCACAAGAGGAAUGUGAAGAUUCUGGUUUUUAUUGUCUAGAAAAGGAGGAAAACCCAUAUUCCUCAAGCGUUUGGAAGAUCUUUGGGGGAAGAAAUAUCCCAUUACGCUUCCAUGGAAAAAUGGCCAAUAUUCAGCUUCUAAUACUCUGUUGAUUGAUACCGAGCCCCACGUAUCGCUCCUCAACCCGGUUGACUCGGCUAUAUUUCCGCAACCAUACAAAAAACCAAAUCCUAGGGACACAUUUUUAGGACAAACGGGCGAGUUACGAAGUUUUUUGGAAGGGGUUGCAGAAGCGGAUGAUGUUCCUACUUAUGUGAAGGAGAAUCGCAUCGGGCAACCUCCGAUAACGCCUUCACAUCCCGAUUGGAAGUACUAUGAAAAGAUCGUCCGUCACUUUGGCAAGAAAUAACAUAAUGUUUC